This is a messenger RNA of Vicugna pacos (alpaca), 1770 nucleotides long. NCBI's taxonomy places the organism in Eukaryota, Metazoa, Chordata, Mammalia, Artiodactyla, Camelidae. The record is from RefSeq and is a predicted model, not a curated record.
CUCAGGCCUGCUCCGACCCCGGUACCCUCAAAACUCAACGGGGAGGUUUGGUACCGGCGAGGACGGAGCAAACCCGGCCCCCGAAGUCCCUGCUAAGUCUUCCCAAGUAAGCGCUCCCCACCCCCAAAUCCCCGGAAGGCUCCAAGGAUCGCCUUAGGAUGGUGGAAGCUGCCGCGCGGGCGGACCGAAAACGAUGUCACACGGCAGGAGGAAAAAGCCUGUCUCCAGGAGGAAAGUGCCGGGGGUUACCUAGUGCCCAUAGACUCCGGGGUGCGCUGGGAGGUCCGCUUCUCCACGAAGCCCCAGGUUCCACGGCGACGAAGUGCCUGGUCCAACAUGGGGUCCCAGGUCUCGAUGGACAAGGGAGCUGUGCACGUGGUGAUCGUGGGCGGGGGCUUUGGCGGGAUUGCGGCCGCCAGCCAGCUGCAGGCGCUGAACAUCCCCUUCCUGCUUGUGGACAUGAAGGACUCCUUCCACCACAAUGUAGCAGCCCUCCGGGCCUCCGUGGAGAGUGGAUUUGCCAAAAAGACAUUCAUUUCCUACUCGGUGACCUUCAAGGAAAACUUCCGGCAGGGCUUGGUGGUCGGGAUAGACCUGAAGAAUCAGACUGUGCUGCUGGAGGAUGGCGAGGCCCUGCGCUUCUCACAUCUCAUCCUGGCCACGGGCAGCACCGGGCUCUUCCCGGGCAAGUUUAACCAGGUUUCCAGCCAGCAGGUCGCCAUCCAGGCCUAUGAGGACAUGGUGACACAGGUCCAGCGCUCACAGUCCAUUGUGGUGGUAGGAGGAGGCUCUGCAGGAGUGGAGAUGGCAGCAGAGAUUAAAACAGAAUACCCUGAGAAAGAGGUCACUCUCAUUCACUCGCAAAUGGCCCUCGCUGACAAGGAGCUCCUUCCCUGUGUCCGGCAGGAAGCCAAGGAGAUCCUGCUCCGGAAAGGCGUGCAGCUGCUGCUGAGUGAGCGGGUGAGCAACCUGGAGGAGCUGCCUCUCAAUGAGUAUCAAGAGUGCAUCAAGGUGCAGACGGACAAAGGCACGGAGGUGGCCGCCAACCUGGUGAUCGUCUGCAAUGGUAUCAAGAUCAACAGUUCGGCCUACCGCAGCGCGUUUGAUGACGGUCUGGCCAGUAAUGGUGCCCUGAAAGUGAACGAGUAUCUCCAGGUGGAGGGCUGCAGCCAUGUCUACGCCAUCGGUGACUGCGCUGAUGUGAAGGAGCCCAAGAUGGCCUAUCAUGCCGGCCUUCAUGCCAAUGUCGCCGUGGCUAACAUCAUCAACUCCAUGAAGCAGAGGCCUCUCAAAGCCUACAGGCCAGGUGCACUAACGUUCCUCCUGGCCAUGGGGAGAAAUGACGGUGUGGGCCAGAUCAGUGGCUUCUACGUGGGGCGGCUCAUGGUGCGGCUGGCCAAGAGCCGGGACCUGUUCAUCUCCUCAAGCUGGAAAACCAUGCGGCAGUCUCCACCCUGAUGUAGAGGCUGGGCGACAGACAGGCCUAAAUGAGACUGUGCCUCUCCCCCAAAAGACGGCCACCUCGCGGAGACUUCACCCAGCGCUCCGUUUCUGUGGACUGCGGCCAAGCAGGCUUCCUUUCUGGGAGCUGCUGCCUGAGGAAAGCAAGCCAUUCUGUGCUGUCUGACCUGGGGCCCAGCAUAGUGGGAGUCUCAGCCCCACAGCGACAGGCCUUGUUCUAGUUAUAUAACAUUCUAGAAGUUUCCACUCAUGGGGACACAGUUCUCCAAACUGAGGAAAUGUUGCAAUAAAAGGAUAUUUUGUAAGAAA